AGAAAAAUGGCUCCAAAAAGUACCAGCCCCACCGCUACCACCUCCUCUCUCUGCUCAGUCUCCUCUCUCUUUUUCUUACUCUCUCUCCUCUGCAUCCUCUCGAUAUCUCUGUUCUUCCUAUCCAACAGCACUACCCACAACCACCACGUACCCAAUCCAUCCCAAGCUACCUCUCAACUACCCCAGACUUCAAUCAAAGUCUACGUAGCAGACCUACCCAGAUCCCUCAACUAUGGCCUAUUGGACAAAUACUGGUAUCUGACUCACGAUUCAAGGCUUGGAAGUGAAGUAGACAACGAAAUUCGAAAAACCUAUUUGACCAAAAAUCUUGAAAAAUACCCACCUUUUCCUGAGAAUCCAUUGAUUAAGCAAUACAGCGCUGAGUACUGGAUCUUGGGGGACUUGAUGACACCUGUGGAACAAAGUAAAGGGUCUUUUGCGAGAAGGGUGUUUGAGUUUGAAGAAGCUGAUGUGGUUUUUGUGCCGUUCUUUGCGACUCUGAGUGCUGAAAUGCAGCUGGGUGGGAACAAAGGGGUGUUUAGAAAGAAGGAUGGGAAUGAGGACUAUGAGAGGCAGAGAAUGGUGGUGGAUAUGGUGAAAAAGACCGAGGCUUGGAAGCGCUCAGGCGGCCGAGAUCAUGUCUUUGUUCUUACUGACCCUGUUGCAAUGUGGCAUGUCAGAGAGGAGAUAGCUCAUGCUGUUCUCUUAGUGGUAGAUUUUGGCGGGUGGUACAGGCUUGACUCAAAAGCCUCCAAUGGUUCAUCAGAUAUGAUACAACACAUCCAAGUUUCACUUCUCAAAGAUGUUAUCGUGCCGUACACCCAUCUACUACCUAGGUUGCACAUAUCAGAAAACCGGAGGCGGCAGACCCUUCUUUACUUCAAAGGAGCUAAACAUAGACAUCGGGGAGGCCUGGUUCGAGAAAAAUUAUGGGACUUACUGGUUAAUGUACCCGGAGUUGUAAUGGAAGAAGGCUUUCCUAAUGCCACCGGAAAGGAACAAUCAAUAAAAGGAAUGAGGACGUCAGAGUUCUGCUUGCACCCGGCUGGAGACACCCCCACUUCAUGUCGACUUUUUGAUGCCGUCCAAAGUCUCUGUAUACCUGUCAUUGUUAGUGACAACAUUGAGCUCCCAUUUGAAGGGAUGAUGGAUUAUUCAGAAUUUUCUGUGUUUGUUGCAGUUAGUGAUGCAUUGCAGCCUAACUGGCUUGUCCGCCAUCUUAAAAGCUAUUCUGAAGAGCAAAAGGAUAAGUUCCGCCGCAACAUGGCUCAGGUUCAAUCCAUCUUUGAGUACGAAAAUGGCUACCCUGGUGGUAUUGGGCCUAUCCCUCCUGAUGGUGCCGUGAAUCACAUCUGGAAAAAGGUUUAUAAAAAAUUGCCCAUGAUUAAAGAAGCUAUCAUUCGAGAGAGAAGAAAGCCACCAGGUGUAUCAGUUCCACUUCGUUGCCAUUGUACUUGA
Messenger RNA from Ilex paraguariensis (yerba mate), 1458 nucleotides. The record is from the annotation of a GenBank genome assembly. NCBI's taxonomy places the organism in Eukaryota, Viridiplantae, Streptophyta, Magnoliopsida, Aquifoliales, Aquifoliaceae.